This is a messenger RNA of Danaus chrysippus (African queen), 693 nucleotides long. The record is from the annotation of a GenBank genome assembly. NCBI's taxonomy places the organism in Eukaryota, Metazoa, Arthropoda, Insecta, Lepidoptera, Nymphalidae.
AUGGUAAAGAAAAAAAUUGAUAACCGUAUAAGAGUUUUAAUAGAAAAUGGAGUUAAACUUGGGCAUCGCACCAUGUUUUUACUUGUUGGCGACAAAAGUAGAGAUCAGGUGCCAAUAUUGUAUGAUAUGCUCGUAAAAUCAACAGUAAAGUCCAGGCCGACAGUGUUAUGGUGUUACAAAAAUAAAGAUGAGGCUAUUAGCAAUCAUGGCCGUAAGAGAGCUAAGAAGAUUGCGGCGGGCAAAUUAGAAGUAUCAGAGGAAUGUUUGUUUGAUGCGUUCAGAGUAGCUACAACGAUUCAUGGCCGGUACUAUUCAGAAAGUCACACCAUGCUCGGUCAAACAUAUGGAGUGUGUGUGCUGCAGGAUUUUGAAGCCUUGACACCAAAUUUGAUGGCUCGUACUAUAGAAACAGUUGAAGGUGGUGGACUUAUUAUAUUUCUGUUGAAAACUAUGAAUUCAUUAAGACAGCUGCAUUCAAUAACAAUGGAUGUUCAUUCUAGGUUUAAGACGGAGGCCUAUGAUACUGUAGUGAAUCGUUUCAAUGAACGUUUCUUAUUGUCCCUGGCUGAUAAUCCUCGGUGUCUAGUGUUGGAUGACUCGUUGACAGUACUUCCUAUAUCAUCGAGGACUGCCCAAGUUGAACCUGUUGAUGUUGUUCCGGAGUCUAUUGAUAGGAUUAUUCUUUAUCUGUGA